Messenger RNA from Fundulus heteroclitus (mummichog), 8434 nucleotides. Its product is annotated as AT-rich interactive domain-containing protein 1B. Gene Ontology annotation, molecular function: DNA binding; nucleosome binding. The transcript is spliced from 21 exons. Gene Ontology annotation, biological process: regulation of transcription by RNA polymerase II; chromatin remodeling; positive regulation of DNA-templated transcription. Bases 395 to 7042 code for a protein of 2215 amino acids. The record is from RefSeq and is a predicted model, not a curated record. Gene Ontology annotation, cellular component: SWI/SNF complex; brahma complex; nBAF complex. NCBI's taxonomy places the organism in Eukaryota, Metazoa, Chordata, Actinopteri, Cyprinodontiformes, Fundulidae.
CACUACUCCAGUCCAGGUUUUCCAUAUGAAGAGCGCCGGAGCCCUGGAGGUGGAUAAGCUGGUAGAGCCCGCUCUCUCUCGUGCCGUGCUGGGCCACAAGGCUCCGGGAGACGCUGCCACACAUUACAGAGAACCGGGGAUGGAGGAGAGGCGGAGAGAGGUGGAAGAAGAAAAAGUUUCGUUUAAAGCCGGCAGAUAAACUUUCAACAUGAAGCCUCGCCAUUUCACCACAGCAAAACCUGCGCUAUAGGAAAAAAAGAUAGAUUUCUCGUGGUAUUGUUUUUUUUUUUUUCCAUCUCUCCGCUUGUGUUUUUCCCCUUCCCCUGUUGUCAUUUUCUGUGCGCAAGGCUGGUCGGGGCUCGCUGUCACUGCGCUCUGAGAUGCUGGAGUGACCAUGGCUGCGCAAGUGGCAUCGGCUCCGACCAGAACUAAUAAUAAAAAUAAGAAAUUAUCCGGCGCUUUGGCUCCGGAGCUCAAUUCGGGGAAAUCCGGAGGAGGGACUGCGCAGCGGAGCGGACAGAUGCUGGGUGCCGGUGAUGGAACUCUGAAUAAUGUAGACCAUCACCGCCGAGGCGAGCUCGGCAACAUGGUCCAUUCAACUUCCGCGGCGCACAAAGCUCCGGACGGCCACGAUAAGACCGGAAUUAACCUCUCGGCGUCCAAGUCAAACACUUCCCCAAUGGAAGCGGCUCUGAUCGCGAACCACAAGCUGAAGUGUGCGGGGAGCGGAGAUACGCCUCAAUCUCACCCGCCGCCGCCGCAGUUUGGCCAGUUUGCGCCACAUCAGCAGCGACAAAGUAACAACAGCAACAACGGGCAGGCCCCCCGUGAGGACAGAAGUAUGGACCACCAGCAGCACGGUGGUAAGGAGAACCUGUUGGUGGGGCAGGAGGAGUCCCAGCAACAGCAGGGCCCGGGGAAAGGUGAGGGGGACCUCACCUGUAAACCGGAAAGGAUGGCCUCCAGGUUUGAACACUCCAACUUGGGGCCCCCUACCAACUCUGAGUUUAAUAACAGCUAUUACACUCCAAGGCCGUGUUAUGAUCAGCAUGGCGGGCAGCAACAACAAAGCAGUGGGAUGGGGGUAACACACUCCGUGGAGAACUCCCACGAAGGGGGGUACCACAACAGCCAGUACGGCCAGUAUCCUGCGUACCGUGCGGGCUACGGCGGCGGGGCCUAUGGGAUGAUGGGCGCCUCCGGAUGCAGGCAGCCAGGCAACAUGAUGAUGAGCAGCAACUCCUCAGCGAGCCACGGCAAGUCCCCUACAUCAGGAGGGUUUCAGAGGUACCCCGGGCAAACUCAGCAGCAGCAGCAGGGCCCCUCAGGGGCCACGCCAACCCUCAAUCAGCUUCUGACGUCUCCAAGCCCGAUGAUGAGGGGUUAUGGAGGGGCUUAUCAGGACUACGGUGCCCCAGCGCCUCAGCAGCAUGCCAGCAUGGCGUUGGGUAAAGAUGUGGGACCCCAAUAUGGAGCCAGCAAUGCCCAUUGGGGAGGGCAGAGGAACCACCCGCUUCCAAUGAACGCAAGCAGCGGAGGGCAGGGCCUCGGCAGAACACAGGUGCCCUCCAUGGACUUCAUGGCUAUGAAGCGCUCACAGAUGUAUGGAAUGACCAACAAUCCGUACUCCACUCCUCAACAGCCGGGGGGCGGGAAUUACCCCUCAGGCCAACCGUACGCAUCACCUCCUCCACAUCGAUAUCCAAUGAGCAUGCAGGGGAGGGGCCAAAUGGGCAUGAGUGGAAUGCAAUACCCUCAACAGCAGCAGGUUGCACCAUAUGGCCAGCAGCCGAUGGGGGGUUUUAGCAGGGAGCAGCAUGGAGGGCAGCAGGGAACCCCUCCGUACUUCAGCCCUCCCCAGCAGACUCCCACAGCCCCGUCCCAGAGUUCCUUCCUGCAACCUCGACCACCGCCGCAGCAGGAGGGUCAGCAGGAAAGCUACAGCAUCAGAGGACCUGCUCAAGGGAAUUCUGGGAAGACCAACAACGAAGAUGGAGUCUCCCAGGACCGUCCUUCCAGCCUGCCGGAUCUCUCUGGCUCGAUUGAUGACCUCCCCACUGGGACGGAGGCUGGCUUGGGCUCGGCCGUCGGCGCUGGCGGAUCCUCCAAUGGCAGCAGCAGCAGCAGUAGCCAAGGGGAGCCGGGAGGCACCAGUAACCAGGGACAGUCCCCCUUUUCCCCCCACGCCUCCCCUCACCUACCUGGCCAGAGGAGCGGGCUCUCUCCCUCCCCGGUGGGGUCUCCAGCAGGCUCCACUCAGUCCCAGCAGUCCCGUUCAGGCUCGGGACCAAUUUCUCCUGCCAGCGGACCCCCUGCCAACCCCACAGCUCCAGGUUCAACUGUGGCACCACUAAGCUCUGGAAAUGGACCAGAUGCAGCUCAUCUGCCAAUCACACGCUCUCCUAUGGCCCAGGAGAGAGGUUUUAUGUCGAACAUGCAGAGGAACCAGUCUGGCUCGCAGUUUGCGCCUCCCCAGUCGGCUCAUCCUAUGUUGCCCCACCCAUCCCACGGGGGAUCAAUGUAUCCCAGCAUGGGGCCGUAUUCGCAGAGUGGCCCCACAAAUCCCUAUGGCCCUCAAGGACCCCAGUAUGGACCUCAAGGUAACUACCCUCGGCCCUCUAACUACAUUGGGUCAGCCGGGAGCAGCUACAGUGGGCCCGGCCUGUCCAACAGUCUGGGGAUGAAUGCUACCAGCCCCAUGCACGGUCAGGGGCCCGGAGGCCGGAACCACGGCCCUGGGAGCCAGAACAGGACCUAUCCAAUUAUGGGUCCCACCUCUCCCAGCAUGCCACAACCAGCUGGGCCAGGAAUGGGUCCUCCAUCUAAUCGCAAGCCUCAGGAGGGAGCGGUAGCCAACUCGAUUCACAACAGGCAGGGAAGUUACCAAGGCCCCGGCACCAACCAAGUGAGCUCUGGCCCCUACAGUCAGCUAACAAGCAACAACAGCUCGACCACAGGCAACGGCCAAGGUCCAGGUUACGGUACACCACCUGCAGGAGCAAUGGGCCUCUCAGGAGACAUCAUAAUGAGCCCAGAAAGUAAACUGAAAAUGGAUGUCAAAGAUGACAGCGGCCCAAACAACGAGGCACACAAACCAAAGCUGCAGGAUGGUUACAUGAACAAUAACAACAGCAGUGUGUCCCAGCCGGCCACACCAGGCGGCACCCUGCAUGUGCCAUCCCCCCUCUCACCCAGUCCCGCCAGCCUGUCUUCCUACCACGGAGACGACAGCGACAGCAUCAGUAGUCCACCUUGGCCUCUGAAGGCCCCCUCCAGUCCUCAGAAAGCCAACCCUAACUCCUCCUCCAUCAGCGGCGAGCGGAUAAGCCGGCUGUAUGAUCUCGGGGCAGAGCCAGAGAGGAGAUCCUGGGUGGAGCGCUACCUCACCUUCAUGGAGGAGCGGGGUACACCUGUUUCCCAGCUCCCUGUUGUGGGCAAGAAGCCACUGGAUCUCUGGAAACUUUACAUUGCUGUUCGGGAAAUAGGAGGCCUCGCUAUGGUGAACAAGAACAAGAAGUGGCGCGAGCUGUCCAGCACCCUGAAUGUCGGUACAUCCAGCAGCUCGGCCAGCACGCUCAAGAAGCAGUACAUCCAGUAUCUGUUUGCCUAUGAGUGUAAGAUGGAGAGAGGAGAGGAGCCACCAACAGACAGCAACAGCGGCGGCAGCUUGACUGAAGGGGACAGCCGAAAGCAGGUCAAGAUCCAGCCGCCGUCACCUGCCAACUCAGGUGGUUCUCUCCAAGGUCCACAAACGCCUCAGUCAUCCGGCAGCAGCUCUACAGCAGAGACAGCAGGCGACCUGAAACCACCCACACCUGCCACCACCCCGCUGGGACAAGUCACUCCACUGCCCCCCAACAGGAGCAGUGUAAGCGUGCAGGACCCCUUCUCGGAGGUGAGCGACCCGGCCUUUCAGAAGCGGACGAGCAGCCUGCCCCCCUCAGCUCCCUACCAGCAGGCCCUCGGCAUGCCUGACAUGAUGAUGAGGAUGCAGUAUGACGCCAAGGACCCCUUCGCAGGGAUGAGGAAGAUGGCGGGAGCAGAUCCAUAUAUACCAAGCCAGAUGUCCAGUGGAGGUAUGCAGGACCUGUACGGUCGGCCCCCGUCAGGGCUGAGCAUGAGCCAGCGGUCCCAGUAUCCAUACGGGCCAGGCUAUGACCGGAGACCUGACCAUAUGAUGGGGAUGGAGGGAACCAUGGGCCCCCCUGGAAAUCAGAAUAACAUGGGACACUCAAACAGUGAAGGCAACAUGUAUUCUCCCAGCAGAUACUCCUCACAGCAGAGACACGACGGCUAUGGGCAGCAGUAUCCCAGCAUCUCAUACGGGAUGCAUCCAUCUGGGAUGUACCCACAGCAACAGGGUUACAAACGACCAGUGGAUGGAAUGUAUGGCCCCCCGCCCAAAAGACACGAGGGUGACAUGUACGCUAUGCAGUACACAAACCAGCAGCCCGACAUGUACAAUCACUAUGGUGGUGGGUACUCAGGCCCUGAACACAGACCCAUCCAAGGACAGUUCCCUUACUCCUACCACCGCGACCGAAUGGCCCCGUCGGGUCAGAGCCAGCACAGCAUGAUGGGUGGGGGGCCUGCUUCGAACCACGCUGCUGAGGGGCCCAACAUGUGGCCUUCAAGAACAGACCUCAGCUAUCCCUACCACAGCAGACAAGGGCCUCCGUCGCAAAUGCAGCCGUACGGCUCCAUUUGCAGAGACGACAUGGACGGUCGCAGCGCACACGACCAGUGGCACCGUCAGCCUCCCUACAUGUCAUCUUCAGGGGGCAUGGCCCCCAUGUCUUCACGCCAUUCAUCUUACACCAACCCCCCAUCCAUGACCAACCAUCUGCCUCGAGCACCCAGCCCAGGGGCCUUCCAGCGCUCCAUGGAAUCUCGAAUGUCACCCAGCAAAGCCCCUUUCAUGUCCCCCAUGAAGAUGCCUAAGCCAGGGAUGGGCAUGAUGGGCUCACAAGGCAGCGGUCCAAUUGGUCAGUUUCCUCCUAACCUAAGAAGGGACCUUAACUACCCGCCGGGGUCAGUGGAAGCCACGAUGCCAAUUCUCAAGCCAAGACGCAAGCUCACCUCAAAGGACUGUGGAACACCCGAAGCCUGGCGCGUGAUGAUGUCUCUGAAGUCUGGUCUGCUGGCAGAAAGCACGUGGGCUCUAGACACCAUCAACAUCCUGUUGUAUGAUGACAACACCGUGGCCUCCUUCAACCUCUCCCAGCUGCCUGGAUUCCUUGAGCUAAUUGUGGAGCACUUCCGCCGCUGUCUGAUCGAAAUCUUUGGAAUUCUGGAAGAAUUUGAGGUUCGGACAAUGGUUCCCAAAAGCCAUCUGGAUUCUGGUUCUACCCGAAACGAGGGUGCCACCCAAGACAACGAGACAGAACCUGCAAUCCUGUCGGCAACUGAACCCUCCUCAACAACAGAAAUACAGGAGAAUAAAACAGGAGGUACCAAGGAGGAAAGUUCACCUGUCGCUGAAGAACAGGCAGAGGUGCAGGAUAUGAAUCAGGAUACCAAUAUGACAAAUAAAAAGGACAACGUGAAUAAAGUACAAGAAGGAAAAGAAACGGAGGGAAAAGAAACGGAAGCAAGUAAAACGAAAAAAGGUUGUUUGGAAGAGCCUCCUGCAGAGUCCGAAUCUAAACCUAAACAGGCCAGUAAAUACGAUAAACUCCCCAUCAAGAUCGUGCACAAAGACGAACUGAUUGAAGACCUAACUGAGCGCUUGGGUUACGUCACCGAGUUUGACAGCGGGCUGCUACACUGGCAGGCAGGCGGAGGAGACUCAACGGCACACAUUCAGACACACUUUGAACUGCAGAGCGAUCCUCCUGCCAGGGUGGGUAAAAACACAUCGAGUGAGAGCAAACCAGAAAACAAGAUGGAGGAGGAAAACGGGAAGCCACCGAAGCAUAUCACCGCUACUAUUGAUGACGUUUUGUGCGCGAGGGUUGACGCCCUGUCGUACGCCCACCCUGCUCGAUCGUUGCCAUCUUACCCCUUUAGGGUGCAUCCAGACGGGGAGGAUGACCACAUUACCCUUCUGGAGGACGAGCCCCGCUGCCUGGACGAGGCUCCGCUCUGCACGACCUCGUCCUGGCAGGACUCCCUCUCCAAGAGGUGCCUUUGUGUUUCCAACAUAGUGCGGAGUCUGUCCUUUAUCCCUGGGAACGACAUGGAGAUGUCUCGCCAUCCUGCACUCGUUCUGCUUCUGGGCAGGCUACUUUUGCUGCACCACACUCACCCCGAAAGGAACAGGUCAGCACCCAGCUACCAGAGGGACGAGCAACAGGAGCGGGGACUGUCAACUAGCAAAGAGGAGUGGUGGUGGGAGUGCCUGACUCUGCUCAGGGAGAAUGCCAUGGUCACGCUUGCCAACAUCGCAGGACAUCUUGAUCUCUCGACCUAUUCUGACACUAUCUGCCUCCCCAUCCUGGAUGCCCUACUCCACUGGAUGGUUUGUCCCUCGGCGGAAGCCCAGGACCCCUUCCCGUCAGCGGCGCCGCACUCCCAGCUCACUCCCCAGAGACUGGUGCUGGAGUGCCUCUGCAAGCUCAGCAUCCAGGAUGGCAACGUGGACCUCCUGCUGGCCACGCCACCUUUCAGCAGACAGGAAAAACUCUUCGCGGUCCUUGUGCGAUACGUCGGUCAGAGGAAAACGCAGGUGUACAGGGAGAUGGCGGUGGCCGUCCUCUCGCACCUGGCGCAGGGAGACCCCACGGCAGCACGCGCCAUCGCUUUGCAGAAGGCUAGCGUGAGCAACCUGGUCGCCUUCUUGGAGGACGGUGUCAGUAUGGCGCAGUACCAGCAGAACCCGCACAGUUUGCUGCACAUGGGACACCUUCCAAUGGACCCGCCCAGUGUAAACAUGAUGUGCCGAGCCGCUAAAGGUCUGUUGGCCAUGGCUAAAGUGGAAGAGAACAAGAAAGAAUUUGUACUGUAUGAGAGCAGAUUAUUAGACAUCUCCAUUUCCUCAGUGCUCAACACGGGGGUGGUCGCCAUCGUUUGCCAAGUUCUCUUUCACUUGGGAAAAUCAUGACAGGACUCAGAUGGCAGACAGUAAGGCUAAAAAUAUAUCUCUGUGGUUUUCUAUUUUUAUUUAUCAAAAAUGACAGAAAAUGUUUGUGUUUUUUUAAAAAAUAAUAUCUGCAUCAAUUGCGUCUAUUAAUGUACAUAUGCUGAACCCUGUUAGAAAAAAAAGUGGGUUUAGGACAUGAAAGCUCAUUUUAAUACAAAUAUUUAAUACCUGCUGGUUAUGGAGGGUUUGUGUUUUGUUUUGUUUUGUUGCCGUUUACGUUUUCAGCCAAAGCUGCCACCGGAUUGUGGUGCUGAAAUGUGCGUUUCUUUCAAGUUAAUGAGCCGGAUUUUUCAGUUUUAUAAAUAUGAACAUGCUCAUCAACAUUUUUGUUGAUGGAGAGUAUUUAUUUAAUAUGUGACACUGUACAGUUGUUUGAACGUUCUUGCCAACAAUUGUGUGGAGGAAGGGCGCGUGGGUAAAAAGAAAAACAUGGACUUUUUAAAUUGAAAUGUUUUUUCUCUCCAUUGCUGGAAGAUAAAUUGUGCAAUAGGACCAGAGAGAGUUGUCCCUUUUCUUUUUUCUUUCGAAAAACAGGAGGAUGUAAAACUUCAAGUAGCUGCAGUGUGUGCUUCAGGCCAUGGGGAGGCAGCAUUGCACCAGCCAAUCAACAAAAGAGCUUAGCAUCAGUCAAAAACACUUCCUAAUUUAUCAAUCAUAGCCUCAAUGAUUUCACUGAUGAUCUUUGUGUUUACUCAAACACGUGUGUUAUGUCUGUAUUUUUCAUCAGUGUGUAUUUAACAGUUUGUGCAAUGGAUGCGCGUGACUCUUUCGGUCUAAAUCGUGCGUCACAGCAGAUGGGAGUUUCAGGCUAUUAUAACAAAUUCUUUUAUUGUUGUUAAAAUUUCGUAAUGUUAUUAUACAUAUUUUGUUUAUUGGGUCAAAUAUUUGAACAUCCCAGAUGUACCCGAUGUUUCAAUGUAAAAAAAAAAGAAAAGAAAAAAAAGACAAACUUGUAUGCAUUGUAUUAUAGCUGAGAAAACAAUCGCUUUGGUAAUUAAAAUGUGAAAGUGCCAGGGUGAGAGAAUAUCUACCACUACAUGGAAAAAGACAAAAAAAAAAACAGAACAUAUUUCUUUUUGUUAUAGUUAUCCAUUCACAUCAAUGGGCAUAUUUUUUAACUUUACGUACUUCUCUUAAACAAAUAUGUGAAAAGAACCAUCAACAAUGUCCUGAGAGCUCAUUGUAAAAAUUUGCCUUUUUUUCAUAUGACUCCUUGUCUUUUACUUCUGUAAACACAUUUAUACAAUGUGCUGCACAUGUCACAAAUAAAUGUACGAUUAACAUCGUUAAGCACUGGAGACGUCGCAUUAUGUCCUGACAAUCUUAGGCCAAUAAACAAACAUCAACUGCUUA